GUUAAUUGCAAUUUAGAUAAAAUACAAAAUGAAGGGGUAGAACCGUAGAAAUAGCUGCUCGCAAACCUUUCGGACGGAGAUUUAUUCUCCGGCGAUUCACUCCAUGCUUUCUUUCCUCGUCGUCAGUUCGCAAUCCAGCCCAUAAAAUUUAUCCUGUUCCAGAAAUGGCGAAAGUUAGAGACAGAACUGAAGAUUUUAAGGAUGCUGCGCGGCGGUCAGCGCUAAAUUUGGGAUAUGAUGAGUCUAAAAUCGCAGCAAUUAUGGCGUCAUUUAUAAUGCACAAAGCUCGGGAGAGAUCAUCUUUCACCAAAGCUGCCCUGAAAACGCUUGAAAGCAUUGUUGCUUUAGAGCAGUUUCUUGUGGCUCAUAAAAAGGACUACAUAGACGUGCACCGAACCACUGAACGUGAGAGAGAUAGCAUUGAACAUGAGGUGACCGUCUUCAUCAAAGCAUGCAAAGACCAAAUUGAUGUUCUCAAAAAUAGCAUAAAUGAUGAGGAAGCAAACUCAAAGGGAUGGUUAGGUAUGAGGAAUGGCAAUUUGAAUGCCGAUACUGUUGCUCACAAACAUGGAGUGGUCUUGAUAUUAAGUGAGAAACUUCAUUCCGUGACAUCGCAGUUCGAUCAGCUUAGAGCUCUGCGCUUCCAAGAUGCCAUCAACCGGGUAACACCGAGAAUAAAGCGCAAGCAACAUGGCAAAAUCGAUGUUUCAGAUAGUUCUACUUCCAGGAAUUUAGACACUAGAGAAGUCAACACUUCGGAAGUCAGGAAGGAGGAUGAUGUUCAAGCAGGGCCAAUUAGAUUCCAGCAACAGCUGUUGGAUGACGAGACGCGCGCCCUCCAAGUGGAGUUGUCUAGCAUGUUAGAUGCUGUUCAGGACACAGAGACGAAAAUGGUGGAAAUGUCGGCCCUAAACCACCUCAUGUCCACCCAUGUUCUGCAACAGGCCCAACAGAUCGAGUAUUUGUACGACCAGGCAGUGGAGGCGACGAAAAAUGUUGAGCUUGGUAAUAAAGAGUUGUCGCAGGCGAUUCAACGGAACAGCAGCAGCAGAACCUUUCUACUGCUCUUUUUGUUCGUCCUCACUUUCUCGAUCAUCUUUCUUGAUUGGUAUAACUGAAACAUCGAAAUCGAAACUUCAAAUGUACAUGUGACACACAUUGGACCUAUACUAUAUUGUACUAAAGUAUACUUUUAGCGGGAAAUUUUUGUAUUGUAGUUUAUGCGACUGUAAUUAAUUGAAUUGUUGAUAUUUUGUGCGUGCGCGGGGAAUAUAAUUUAUUUUGUGAACGCCUGUU
Andrographis paniculata is the source of this 1296-nucleotide messenger RNA. Its product is annotated as syntaxin-81. Gene Ontology annotation, cellular component: membrane; SNARE complex; endoplasmic reticulum. The transcript has 8 exons. The record is from RefSeq and is a predicted model, not a curated record. Bases 165 to 1118 code for a protein of 317 amino acids. Gene Ontology annotation, biological process: retrograde vesicle-mediated transport, Golgi to endoplasmic reticulum. NCBI's taxonomy places the organism in Eukaryota, Viridiplantae, Streptophyta, Magnoliopsida, Lamiales, Acanthaceae.